UCAACCUCCAGAUUCAGCAUAUUGCGGUUCGGUUUCGGGCUUCUCAUUUCACGGACCAAGACCUGCCGGUCUGGGACCAGAACUGAGACCAGAAUCGAAACCAGGCCGGAAUUGGGACGGGACUUGGUAGGCAUGGAGCCGGGUUGGUCCAAGUCGGCCCCGGGCCCGACCCAUUGGGGGACUUUUUUUUACCAAUUUCUUGUUUACCUAUUUUUUCUAUUGCGGAAGAUUUUUUAUCAUCUGUCUUAAUUGCAUUUACUAAAAAAUUUGUCUGAAUCCUUUAAAUUGAAACUCAAUGAUAAACUUGAGAACUCACCAACUUGUUAUGGUUUUUUCCCCGUUUUUUCAAAAGCAGACAUCAACAAUAAAGCAUGAAGUCUAUUUAGCAUAUCCUUCUCUCUCAACUUUUUGAUCAAAAUAUCGUUUAUCAACGUUAUAUCUUUUUUUAUUCUUCCGUGGGAAGGCCUGUUUAACAAGGGAAGGGAUCAUAUUUGCUGAGUACACUCUGGAGAAGAUCAAUCGCUCGAUGUGGUUUGAAGCAGGAUGCACGACCGAGGCGAAAAAAAUUUCGGGGUAUGCUUGAGCACUGCCAAGUGUGGGAAGUUCGUUUGGUUGGUCUAUCUUUUAUUAUCAUGGAGAAAAUAGCGGAAGAAUACGGAAAGAUGUCAAUUGAGGAGGAAGAAAACAGUGGGUUGGUGUUUGAAUCCGGAGCUCUAAAUGUUAAUAGUGGGGUGGGAGAGAACCCACAUUUCUCUGUUGUUGCUAGGGUUAUCACGGAUAAACAUGUCUGUCUUAUCUCCUUCAGGGAAACAAUGGCUAUGAUCAGGCGCCCGAGUAAAGGUGUGAGAAUCGAACAGAUAGGAGAUAUGCGUUUUAUGAUUCAGUUCUUUCAUGAGAGCAAUGUCUCACGAGUUUUGCAGGAUGAUCCCCUGGUCUUUUGACCAUAAUCUAGUUGUUAAGUAGGGUGGAAGCGAAGGACAGACAACUGGAGGUAGAGCUUAAUCACGCAGAAUUCUGGGCGCAGAUCCACAAUUUACCUCUCAGUUUUAUGACUGAGACAGUGACGACUGGUAUUGGCUAAUGCAUGGGGAAGCUGGUCAGAAUUGAUGAAAGAACUCUCAAAGGGAAAAGUAAGGAGUUUGUUCAUAUACGUG
Cuscuta epithymum is the source of this 1154-nucleotide messenger RNA. NCBI's taxonomy places the organism in Eukaryota, Viridiplantae, Streptophyta, Magnoliopsida, Solanales, Convolvulaceae. The record is from the annotation of a GenBank genome assembly.